UUGCACGUUGCCAGGUCGAGCCCGUUGUCAACCUUCAAGGGUCGGCCUAGUUCUCUGGGACAGUCGUAGGUUUACUGCGGCAGAGCAUCAUGGGCGGUAAUGGUCGGAAGGGUUGUUUCGAUACACAGCUUUUUACCAUCAUAUCUCUCUCGAGAUAUGCGGUCACGUCGUUACAGUACGGCUUUGACAGUGAUCAGGACGAGGCCUGUCAGGAACCAGAUGCUUGCUUUUCCAUGCUGGCUUUAGUGGCUGUAGACGAACCACAUGAAUCCUCGAAAGAUAGAGCAAACGCUAAGACGUUCGUGCGCAGCAUUGUGUACUUCGAUGCGUGCUUCCGCAUUGAUGCGCCCAUAGCCCUUGUUUGCUUUCGACGAAAUGUUUUCCCGAGAUCCUGAUGAUCGAAGAUCUCACAUCCCAGGCAGAUCGCCUCGUGUAAGUAAUAUAGUUCUGCAUCCCGGUCGCAGGUGCGACACUACUGAAUCAAUAAAAUCGUUCAAGCAGCUCAAUGGCCG
Baudoinia panamericana UAMH 10762 is the source of this 512-nucleotide messenger RNA. RefSeq lists its product as uncharacterized. The record is from RefSeq and is a predicted model, not a curated record. The transcript has a single exon. Bases 90 to 395 code for a protein of 101 amino acids. Lineage: Eukaryota; Fungi; Ascomycota; Dothideomycetes; Mycosphaerellales; Teratosphaeriaceae.